UUACUAAGAAGGACAUACGAAAACGCAUAUAUUUUCAGCUGCAUGUAAUGUAAAUGAACUGCAUGCUCACUGUAUGAUUUAGUUUUCAAUUUAAUUUUGUGAUUUAAACCUAGGAGUAUUUUAACAGUGACAGGAUAAAAUGUAAACAAAUUAAAUACUGAACUAGGUUAAGUGUGUGUGUGUGUGUGUGAGAGAGAGAGAGAUAGAGAGAGAGAGAGCGAGGGAUAACACAUCAGCACGUGUAGCUCCUCCCCAGUAUCCUUUGGUUCUAUUUUGAUGGAUGGUGAUAAGUCAUCAGCACAUAUGCUGUGAUUUUUUCACACACAGGCAAUUUCCAUAUCAUUCAGUCUCAUAUUCAAGGGGUUUUAGCUUCCUGUGCUCUUUUAAAGAGACCUCAAGUCAGGGCUGCACCAAACCCUGAGAAAUUCUCUCCCAAAACCCACAUUCAUUAUGAGAAGGAUACUAUACCUAAUGGUCCCCAUGAAUGGACUACUCGCUGGCCUUGUUGAGGGGAAUCAAGACUGCACUUCAUGUUACCAGUUGGACACUGGAGUGGCUAUUGGGAUCAUCACUUGUGACAUAAUCCUCACAUUCCUCAUUGCUCUCUCAGUCUAUUGUUUCAUUUCCCAUCAGAAAAGAAGAAGCAGUUUACAUACACAUGCCAGAUGCUGUGGGUCAGGUAAAGCAAAAACUCACCAGCCAUCAACGAGGCCAAAGACAAUUGAAAUGGAAUCACCUUAUCAGGAACUUUAUGGAGUCCAGUCAGACAUAUACAGUGAUCUUCAGCAGUAUCGGAAAUGAGAUGACCAUGUGAAAUGUAAUCUUAAUCGUGGGUCGUGUGAAAACCUAAGAAUAUGUGGAGGUUGCAUACUUUCUAAACUGUGUCACAAAUAUGUAUUUGGCAUAAAUAAGCUACAAUAAUUGAUUUAUACAAAAAGAUUUUUCUUUGAUUCCAUGUGAUUGGUCAUGUGGCUUAUAUACAAACCAUGAAUAUUAAAAUAUUUUCUUAGUUUGUGGAAAGGAAAAAUUAUCUUUAAGAAUUUGUAGUUUUUAAUAUCACUGUAACAGUUGUUUUCAUCUGUAAUUUUUUUAUUUAUUCAAAACCUUUGUAAUGCAGUUAGGUCAGAAUAUAAUUCCCUUGCUCUUUAUGUAGAAAUAAACAUUUUAUUUUGAUUGUGUGGUCUUUGAUCA
Molecule: messenger RNA, 1191 nt
Organism: Cyprinus carpio (common carp)
Lineage: Eukaryota; Metazoa; Chordata; Actinopteri; Cypriniformes; Cyprinidae
Product: TYRO protein tyrosine kinase-binding protein-like
Biological process (GO): positive regulation of microglial cell mediated cytotoxicity; negative regulation of B cell proliferation; neutrophil activation involved in immune response
Cellular component (GO): cell surface
Molecular function (GO): signaling receptor binding
Source: RefSeq, a predicted model, not a curated record